Molecule: messenger RNA, 1577 nt
Organism: Medioppia subpectinata
Lineage: Eukaryota; Metazoa; Arthropoda; Arachnida; Sarcoptiformes; Oppiidae
Source: the annotation of a GenBank genome assembly
GAUUAUGCGGUCGUAUGGACUCAUCCAAAGACAUGAACUGGGAUUCAGUGCUAUUCUCUAUGAUGGAAAGCCGUAAAGAUUGUAUCGCAAGAGAAGGCAAAAACACUGUAUAUUGUGUCUGUAAUAUCACUCAUUGCGAUGAUUUGGAUCCAGUGGUGAGACAACCGGCCGGAAAAGUACUGGUGUUUGAGACCAACAAAAGGGGUGAUCGACUCAAACAACGAGAACUAAAAGUUUCCACAGAAAGCGCUCACAUCUCUGAAGACAGUAUUGUUUUAACAAUUGAUAAAAACACUAAAUAUCAGAAAAUCAUUGGUUUUGGCGGCGCUUUCACUGACGCGAGUGGUCUUAAUCUGAAUUCAUUGCCGCCAGAGUUGGCCCAAAAUGUUAUUAAAGACUACUUCUCUGCCACUGGUAUUGAGUACAGUAUGGGUCGGGUGCCGAUCGCCGGCGCCGACUUCUCUUCGCGUCCGUACACUUAUAACGACCAAAAGGACGACUUCGAGCUCAAGACAUUUCAACUACAGAAAGAGGACUUUGAUUACAAAAUGCCAUACAUUAAAUUAGCCCGAAGUGUGAGUCCACACAAACUAACCUUGUUUGCGAGUCCGUGGGGAGCGCCCGGUUGGAUGAAAACCAAUGGCCACCUGUAUGGGGGCGGUCAGCUUAUCGGCAAUCCGGGUGAAAAGUAUUACAAAACGUGGGCUAAUUAUUUCGUGAAAUUCUUAGACGCGUACAAAUCACAUGGGAUUGAGUUCUGGGGUCUGACCAUCGAGAAUGAGCCCGAAGUUGGAUUUAUUAAGGACUAUAAAUUCAAUUGUUUGGCAUUGAAUGCAACCCUUGAGAGGGAUUUCGUGAAACUAGAUUUGGGACCCGCACUGACUCGAGCCGGUUAUGGUAGGGAUAAACUGAAUCUCAUCUUAUUUGACGACUCGCGACAAUAUAUGAUCGAUUGGUUGGACACGUGUUUCAGUGAUAAGGAAUCCGCUAAAUAUAUUAAUGGCAUAGCCUAUCACUGUUACGGUAAUAGUUUUACAAAUUGGGAUAUACUGGAAACUGUCCACCAAAGACAUCCGGAUCAGUUUGUAAUAUCGACCGAGUGCUGUCAGGCAUUCAAUAUAUUAUCGCCGGGCACUGUCGUCAAUUUGGGUGUUUGGGAACAAGCCGAGUUUUAUACUAAAGAUAUCAUGAUGAAUUUACAACAUUGGACUCGAGGUUGGGUUGAGUGGAAUCUAGUGCUCGAUAUGUAUGGUCAGCCAAAUUGGGCUAAAUAUUCAUCAGAAGCUCCACUUCUGGUCAACUCUACGGCCAAAGAGUAUUACAAAGACUCAAAAUUCUAUAUUUUGGGCCAAUUCUCCAAAUUCUUAGCACCAGAUUCUCAGAGGGUUUCCAUAAAAGCCGACAAAACUGUUAAUGAUUUCAAUUCCGUGGCGUUUGUCAGACCCGACAACUCAACUGUUGUUAUCGUCUAUAAUCUGAGCGAUAAUCCGACAAAUUUGGUCAUUAAAGACCAAAGUGUUGGACUCAUUAACACCAAAAUAGAAGCGCGUUCUCUACAGACAUAUAUCUAUUGGAAU